Xenopus laevis (African clawed frog) is the source of this 5242-nucleotide messenger RNA. It is a transcript of the gene tnfsf11.S, whose product is annotated as TNF superfamily member 11 S homeolog. Gene Ontology annotation, molecular function: tumor necrosis factor receptor binding; cytokine activity. Gene Ontology annotation, biological process: immune response. The record is from RefSeq and is a predicted model, not a curated record. Bases 104 to 976 code for a protein of 290 amino acids. Lineage: Eukaryota; Metazoa; Chordata; Amphibia; Anura; Pipidae. Gene Ontology annotation, cellular component: extracellular region; membrane; plasma membrane. The transcript is spliced from 5 exons.
GUCCCUGUAGAAAAGUGUCUGCCUGUCACUGAGGCGUAAGGUGCCAUUGCAAGUGUUGGCGCUCGGUGCGGGACACCUGUUCUCUCAGUGCUCCGGUGCGGGGAUGAGCCCCGGUGGGUACCUGCGUGGUGCCGCCGAGAUACAGGGAGCUCCGGAGAACGCAGAUCGGUCCCGUGCUGUGCCAAGGUCUGUUUACGUUGCGCUGUUCAUCUUGGCACUGGCGCAAAUUGUUUGCACACUUGGGCUGUUCCUGUACUUUAAGGCACAGGGGGACCUGAGCCUAAUGCCUGAACUCCAUUGCUGGGAAGCAAUUGUAAAGAAGAGAGAACAUGGGCAUACAAAAGAUUCUUCUGUGCAAGAAGACCUCAUGUUAUGUGAAGGAAUAAAGCAGGCAUUCAGCACAGCAGUUGAAAAGGAACUGCAUGGACUCCUUUCCAGCAAACAGUUCCAAGUAGGAAAUGCUAGAACUGAGGCACGGUAUGGUACACGGAACAACAGCUGGCCAGUUGCUCAUCUUACCGUUGGGAGUAUAACACCUAUUAACAGUGAACAAUCAAAGGUGAACCUUACAUCCUGGAAUUUCAGAGAAGGUUGGGCAAAUUUGAGAAAUAUAAAGUACCAUAAUGGAAAGCUGGAAAUCUUACAAGAUGGCUAUUACUUUGUAUAUGCAAAUCUCUGCUUUAGACACCAUAUACUUAAAGGAAAAGAAUACAGAGACAAGGCUCUGCAGCUUAUGAUAUACAUCUGUAAAGCAACAAAUAACAGGAGGCCUUAUGAAACGCUAAUGAAGGGAGGGAAAACUGCCAUUUGGUCAAACAAUUCAGUCUAUCACUUUUAUUCUGUAUAUCAAGGAGGGGUUUUUAAGUUACAUGCUGGUGACGAGAUAUUCAUCCAAGCUUCAUAUUUAGAACUGUUGGACCCAGCUCAAGAAGCAACAUAUUUUGGGGCUUUCAAGAUCCAUAGCCUGGACGUUUAAUUAUUUUCUUAUUCCAGAUGUAGGACUAAAGGGAGCUGAAUAAAAAUGUGAUGUUCUCUUCUUACUUUAUUUACUGCAAGAGUGACAGCCACUGCUUUGUAAAGGUUCACUAACACUGUUUUAAUUUAUCCUCUCUGGUCAGAUGAGAUUUUCAUGACCGUUUAUUUAAAGGAGAACUAAACCCUAAAAAUGAAUAUUGCUAGAAAUGUCUUACCAUAUAUAUUGAACUUAUUGAAAGAGCCUAAAGGUUCAGCAUCUCUAUAAUUAUAAUGAUUCAUUCCUUAAAAGUUGUGACAGAGUUUGCCAUCUUGGAUUUUGCUAGGAGUGUCUGUAACACGCACAUGCUCAGUGUGCUUUGAGCAGCUGUUGGGAAGAUAAGCUUAGAUCAUCAAAAAUCAAAAAAUGAGGUCUGUCUGUCACAUAAGCUGAUGCUGCAGGGCUGACAUGUACAAAUAACUAUUUAUUAAUUAGCUUCAGCCUUAUAUUGUGACCGUUAUAUUGUAUAUAUUCACUAUAUUGUGAGUCAGCACUAUAUUGUAAGUGACAGCAGCAUAGAACAUGUGCAGUGAAUCAGAACAGAAGAUGGGGUAUUCGUUGGGUAAUCCUUGGAGGAAAAGAAUUGCUAAAGGGUUGUGGUUGCCUUGAACCACUAUACCAAAACAUAAUGCACAACAUUCCUGUCCUACUUCUUUAGUUAAGCUUUAAUUCUCCAUUAAUUAACAAAAUAAUUACUUGUCCACCUAUUCAAUUUUUUAAAUUUCAUACUUCUUAAAUAUACCGUUAUGGGUCCUGUUAUCCAGAAUGCUCAGGAUCAGGGGGUUUUCCAAAUAAGGGAUUUGGAUCUCCAUACCUUAAGUCUACUAAAAAUAAUAAUUUAAAUAUUAUUUCAACUCAACAGGUUUGUUUUGCCACCAAUAAGGAUUAUGUUUAUUUUAGUCGGAAUCAAGAACAAGGUACUGUUUCAUUAUUGCAGAGAGAAAAUAAAAUAUUUUAAACAUUUUCAUUUGACUACAAUAGAGUCUAUGGGAGAGGGCCUUUCCAUAAUUCAGAGCUUUCUUGAUAACCGUUUGUAUAGAUGAGAAGAAAUUGUUUAAUCUGGUUGGAUAUUAGUCAAACUAGUGCAAAGUUGCACCAGUUACCCAUAAAAUCCGAGGAAAUGUUUGUUUUCAUUUUAAGCAUAACAUUUUACAAAUAUAUAUGUGUUAAAGUGCCUUGAGAAAUAGGGAUUUUGCCAACAUGAUUUUAUUAGUUUUGUGUAAUAUUAGGUGUUCUUUAUGUACCUUAAAAUUCAGGUUGGUCCUAAGAUACUUGUAAUCUAAUACCAUGUCUCCCGCUAGGAACUUCCACCAGAAGAACUCAAUGUGUACUUCUAAACAUACUGUCACCUGUGCAUCUUGUUUUUAUGGAGAUGUUCUUGUAAUAAUUUACAUCUCAUGGCACAAGGGUCAGUCACUUAGGAGUCAUCUCAAAGCUUCAUAAAAGCCACUUGUAUUUUUUACAUUCUGUGCAUUUUAGAAAAUAGCAUGCAACUUUGUAGAGAACAAUGUUUGAUAAUACAGAAUUUUACUAAUCUUUAUAUUUUCUUUUUAAUGCUUUAUUUAUUCAUGCUGGCAUGAAUUUUCUAUGUAGAUGGCUGUCCUUAAAGGGCACCCCACCUCUGUUUAUUUUUAACCUGCCCAUUUUCUGCACUUAAGUCAGACAAAAUGGUGAUUAGCUGGGCUACAGUUCCGACGGUUGCCUAAAAAGUUAUUGCAAUCUUAUGUUUCUAUUUCAGUACAUUUCAUUGUGAAUAAAUGUGUAUAUAUUUGAAUCUCUGAUUUUGCACAGAAGAAAUGGCCUUUAAUGGAUCAUAUGGGCACACCCUUUCCCCAGUGAAACAAAUGGUGCCCAAUGUCUAUUACUUGAUUUAUAAACUGCAUUCCAUCUGUGUGCUUUUCUUUAUUGAAUGUACCAAAACGGCAAAAAAUCCCAGAUUGUUUCUUUUUUUAAAAAGUAUACUACUUUUUAAAAAAUCUUGUUAAUGUUAUUAGACUAUAAGAAUAUAUAUAUCAGUUUGGUCUCAAACUAAAGUCUGCUGGGAAGGCAUGUGAAUGCUCAUUUUGCUUCUUUAUUGCUAAAGUAUCUAUACGGCAGUAGCCAUUAUAUUAUUUAUAUGUUAAUAUGUAUCUCUUUCUUUUACCAAGCAGCUUUUUUCAGUAGAAACAACUCCAUCCUAUAGAUCAGUGGUCUUUAUUGGUCUUAAGGUGGCCAUAGACGCACCAAUAAUAUCGUACAAAAUGAAUUUUAGUAUAUUCAGUGUGUGUGUAUGGCAGCAGAUGACCUGACCGAUAUCAGCAGAAGCCUGGGAUAUGGGUUGGCUCGCAGAAAAUUUUGAACGGGCGCACUUGAAGGUAUCUGAACAUCGGCCAUUGUAAGUGCUGAAUCGUCAGAUACAGGUAGAAUGCUAUUGUUUCUAUGUGUAUAUCUGAUGAUUCAGCUCUGCAAUUUCUUGGAAAGAUCUUCAGUGUAAAAAUAAGAACUGGGUCAAUAGAUAGGCUGUGCAAAAUACAACAUUUUUCGAAUAUAGUUAGUUCGGCUGAAAUGUAAUCUGUAAAGGCUGGAGUGACUUGAUGUGUAAUAUAAAAACAGAACACUAAUCAGUCACCAAUCAGUGACUUGAGGGGGGAUCACUUGGCACAUAACUGUUGCUUUUGAAUCUGAGCUGAGUGCUAAGGAUACAUUACAAACUCACCGAACAGUUAUGUGCCAUGUGGCCCCCCUUAACUCAGAGUUAGAGAGCUGAAAAACAGGAAGUAGUGUUCUGGCUAUUAUGUUACACAUCCAGUCACUCCAGCCUUUAUACGUUACAUUUUUGGCUAACUAACUAUAUUAGAUACAUUUUUCAUUUUGCACAGCCUGUCUAUUUACCCAGUUUUCAUUUUUACACUGAACUGUUAAGGUGGGCAUACAAUAUAAGAUCUGCUCAUUUGACAAGGUGAUCUGUGUCCAAUGUGACCACCAACACACAGUUCCAAAUUAGGAUGAUGUGACUUUUUGGUCUAGUGGUGAAACUAUUGGAUCAUACCAAUUUUACCCAGGGUUUUGGCCAUGGGAGAUCUGUUAGGAGAAGAUGGCAUCUAUGCACCAAUGCAGUCCUUGUCUGAAUUUCUAACCUGCCUGAUAGAUAUUGGUCAAAACAUCAGGAAGGCCAUCUACAUGGGCUGAGAAGCUACAGACUUGCUCUGGAGGAGUAGAGUAGAAACCUUUUAUCGGCCGCCUUUAAAAUGAGAAGUUGGCUAUAUUUGAUGAUUGGAAUACUUUUUCUUAUUAGUUAAGCCUGUGGUGCUUCGCAAUGUACCGGUGCUUAUUCAUUUAGUAGAUUGUUACAAUGUUACACCUCAACGUAUUCUUUGUAUAAGCUAUGUGUCACUGUGUAUAAAAAAAAUAGUCAGAUGAUGACUUGUAUACUUUUUUUUAUAUAUUAAAUGCAUUUUUUCAGCACAUUACACUUGUGGUAUGGAUGUGAACUGAAUAUUUAGAGUUGUACGGCACCUGGACAACCAAUGUAGUCGUUCGAGAACGUUUUCCACAAAUGACACCAUAAUUGUUCUAGUUAAUUCACUCAUAUAGUAGGUGGAAUUGGAACUUUUUUUUACAGAUAAUUUUCAUUCUUCCCCUUAAUGUACAUGUAUUGUAAGCAGUAUCACUUGUUUGUAUGGAACUGAACCGUAGCUUUAAUUUCAAACCAAACUCUUGCCCUUCAGUAUUACUUUAGCUAUUACUUUUGUGUUCAUUUAUAGAUGCAUAUUUUAGUUUUUUUUAUUUUAUAGCUUUGGGUAGUGAACUUCCUUUUUUUUUUAUACCAUGCAUGUACAGUACAGUCUUAAAACUGUCUGUGUCAAGAACAUUUCACAUAAAAUAUUUAAUUUUUAUUACAGUAUGUUGUAUAUUGUGUCCCUUUUUAUAUGUACAGAUAUUUAAACUUUGUGCACAUUGUACAUAUUUUUGGUACUAGCAGCUGUUACAAUGUUUAUAUUAAAAAAAAAUAAUAUAUUUCGUUAAAAUGUCUUAUUGUCAUUUUUUUUAACAAGAUGACUGUCUGAACAGAACAAAUGUUAAACCUCAUUGACUAGGGACAAAGACAAGAAGAAAAAACUAGACAUGGUUACUAUGGUUAAUGCAGAAGCUAUUGUUACAUUACCAGUUACAUCAUUAAGUAAAAAAUGUCUAUUAUACAUUCAACAAUGGUAUCAGUCCAUCAGUUACUAAAAAUAAACUAUUUCCUGG